ACUUAUCUCUCUGUGCUUUUUAGGUCACUUUAAAUCCCAUUGUUCCAAUCAUUAUUUCUAUGAAAUUUUCUUUUCUUUCUUUUGGGUUCUAAUUAUGGGUCACUAACGUUUUCAGUAAAGAUAAGAACUUUCUGACCUUGUGAUCUUCAGUUUCUUGAACUUGUCAGAUAAAUCUGAAGCUUAAUCAUCAAUCCUAGAUGAAAUUCAUGUUGGGUGCACUUUAGCAACAAUGGCAGCACCAAUUCAGCACCCAGUAGCAGAAGCCAGCGAAGAAAGCCCAUUCGGAAAAUUGUCCGCCUCAGAAUUUUAUGCCCGCCACAACGUCACUUGCUCUUCCGAAUACAUAACAAACUCCCGCGGCUUCAAACUUUUCACUCAAUGGUGGACUCCACUCCCUCCGACCAAAAUCACCGCCUGCGUCGCCGUCAUCCAUGGCUUCACCGGCGAAUCCAGCUGGUUCGUCCAGUUAACCUCCAUCCUCUUCGCUCAAUCUGGCUUCGCUGUUUGCGCCAUCGACCACCAAGGCCACGGCUUCUCCGACGGCCUUGACGGCCUCAUCUACCAUAUCCCCGACCUCGCUCCCGUUGUAGACGACUGCAUUCACUUCUUCACCCGCUUUCGUCAAUCCCACGCUCCUGGCUUACCAGCCUUCUUAUACGCUGAAUCUUUAGGCGGCGCGAUCGCGCUAUACAUCACGCUUCGUGAGAAAGGCGUGUGGGACGGAUUAAUUUUAAAUGGAGCAAUGUGUGGAAUUAGCGCUAAAUUCAAACCUCCGUGGCCGUUGGAGCAUUUGCUUUUUAUAGUCGCGGCUGUGGUCCCCACAUGGUCUGUGGUUCCCACGCGCGGAUCAAUUCCUGAUGUGUCCUUUAAGGAGAAUUGGAAGAGGAAGCUGGCGACUGCUAGUCCGAGAAGAGUAGCUGCGAGGCCACGAGCAGCUACCGCGCUAAUGAUGCUAAGAGUGUGUGGAGAGUUACAAGAGAGGUUCGAUGAAGUUGAUGUUCCGUUGUUGAUUGUGCAUGGCGGUGAUGAUGUCGUGUGUGAUCCUGCUUGCGUUGAGCAGCUAUAUACACUCGCCGCCAGUAAGGACAAGACGUUGAAGAUUUAUCCAGGAAUGUGGCAUCAGAUCGUUGGUGAACCAGAAGAGAAUGUUAAUUUGGUGUUUGGUGAUAUUGUAGAGUGGCUGAAAUCCCGUGCUGAAAGGGGGAGAAGUGGUUAGGGCUGUUCACUUCCCAUCAUGGAAGAUAGUGGCGCGUAGGAAUGUAACCAAGUAGUUGUUGAAACGGUUUUCAGGCAUCUUAAAUGUGGCAAAAUAACUGUAGCUUAAAAUUAAAAUAAAAGGAUAUUAUUAUUAUUAUUAUUA
Molecule: messenger RNA, 1360 nt
Organism: Ricinus communis (castor bean)
Lineage: Eukaryota; Viridiplantae; Streptophyta; Magnoliopsida; Malpighiales; Euphorbiaceae
Product: caffeoylshikimate esterase-like
Exons: 2
Coding region: 230-1216 (328 amino acids)
Cellular component (GO): membrane
Molecular function (GO): lipase activity
Source: RefSeq, a predicted model, not a curated record